Molecule: messenger RNA, 4362 nt
Organism: Procambarus clarkii (red swamp crayfish)
Lineage: Eukaryota; Metazoa; Arthropoda; Malacostraca; Decapoda; Cambaridae
Product: lysosomal acid glucosylceramidase
Biological process (GO): glucosylceramide catabolic process
Molecular function (GO): glucosylceramidase activity
Source: RefSeq, a predicted model, not a curated record
UCCCACACCCACGCCAGAGCACUGAAACUACACACACCUGACUUGAGGUAGAGUGUAGUACCCGUGUGUGUGUGUGGAGCUCGGGUAUUGAACCUCGCUUAUUUGGGCCUGUUCCCACGUCUGUGGCAGUGGUCAUGUGGACGACAAACAGUGUUGUGGUGUUGCUGCUUCUCCUCUUCUCUCUCUGCGGAGAUGGAGCGAGAGCGGAGGAGAGCCUUCCCUGCAUCCCCAGGGACUUCGGCCACAGCUCCUUCGUGUGCGUGUGCAACGCCUCCUACUGCGACACCUUACCCCCGCCCGAAGCGCCUCCCGAGGGAGCGUUCCUCCUCUACAGCUCCGAUAUGACCGGUGACAGAUUCCUGAAGAGCCAAGACUUCUUCAGCAGUGUUGGGGAUGACGUGUCGGCGGAGACGGUGGAGUUGGUGGUGGACCCGACGGUGACCUACCAGACUGUUGUGGGGUGGGGCGGCGCCUUCACCGACGCAGCAGCUGCCAACAUUCUCAGCCUCUCUCAGCCCGCACAGGACCUCCUCCUCGGAUCGUACUUCUCGUCCUCUGGGAUCGAGUACAACAUCGGUCGAGUCAACAUGGGUGGCUGCGACUUCUCCUGGAGGGAGUACACCUAUGUCGACACCGAGGGCGACGUCGACCUCAACACCUUCGCCCUCCAGCCAGAGGACACAGAGUACAAGAUUCCUGUGAUCAAGCGGGCCGAGGCUCUGGCCGGACACCCCCUGACGCUCUUCGCCUCGCCCUGGACGGCGCCGCCCUGGAUGAAGACCAACGACGACUACGUAGGCUACGGGUACCUCCAGAAGGAGAUGUAUCAGCCCUGGGCCAACUACUUCGUCAAGUUCCUGGACGGGUACGCAGCGGAGGGCGUCACGUUCUGGGGCGUGACGGCGCAGAACGAGCCCAGAGACGGCCAGGUCCCGGGCUUCGCCUUCAACUGCAUGGGGUGGACGCCCCUGCAGCAGCGGGCGUGGGUGGGCGGCAACCUCGGCCCCACGCUCGACGCCCACGGCUACGGCGCCCUUAAGGUCAUGAUCCUCGACGAUCAGCGCUAUAACCUGCCGCUAUGGGCGGAGAAGGUCCUGAACGACAGCUUCGCAACGCAGUACGUGGACGGCAUCGCCGUUCACUGGUACGGCGACGACUACUCUCCCGCCGGCCUCCUCGACGACACUCACGACCUCUUCCCAGACCACUUCAUCCUGGGCACCGAAGCCUGUGCAGGAUACCUGAAGGACCCCGUGGUGCUGGGCUCGUGGGAGAGACUGGAACAGUACGCUCACGAUAUCAUCACUGACGUGAACCACUGGGUGGUGGGCUGGGUGGACUGGAACUUAGCCCUGGACCUGGAAGGAGGACCUAACUGGGAGAGCAACUUCGUCGACUCCCCGAUCAUCGUUAACCAGGAGGCGGACGAGUUCUACAAGAACCCCAUGUUCUACGCCUUGGGUCACUUCUCGAAGUUUGUGAAGGAGGGCGCUGUGAGGAUCAGCUUGACCUCCACUGACCUCCAGGACCUGAGCGCCACCGCCUUCACCAACACCGACGGCUCCACUGUGGUCGUGCUGCUUAACAGGUCAGAGGCUGAUUUGGAGGUUGCUGUGAGAGUGGCUGGGAGGGGCACCAUGCUCUUGAAGGUGGGGCCUCGCUCUCUCCAUACUGCUUUCUUCUGAGGUACAGGCGAAGCAGGCUGUGGAGCAGGAGCAGGAGCAGGAGGAGGAGGAACAGUGGACGAUGUGAAGUGUUGACAGGUGUUGGAUAUAAGGUUAGAUGUCUGCAGGUGUGGGUAGGGAGAUUCAUUAACAGGUGUUAGAGAAGAGAAUGGGAGUGACAAUGAGGUAAAUUAACCUCUGGAUGCAAGAAGAUGAUGCCACCAGGUCAACUCUCUCCUGUUUCCUUGAUAAUGACUGACAAGUGUGCCCAGGAUUCCUGUCUCUCGCAUUCUUGUCACCUUCACUGAUGUCUCAAGGUCGUCCCCCCUUCCCUUGCAAGUCCCACUGAUGUCUCAAGGUCGUCCCCCCUUCCCUUGCAAGUCCCACUGAUGUCUCAAGGUCGUCCCCCCUUCCCUUACAAGUCCCACUGAUGUCUCAAGGUCGUCCCCCCUUCCCUUGCAAGUCCCACUGAUGUCUCCAAGUCGUUCUCCUACUCCUAAAAUAUGUUCAUAUCUAAAUCAUUAUUAAUAAAUAAAAAAAAUCAUCAUUAUAAAAGGAAUGCUAUUUAUACAAAUUUAGCAUCGUAUCUCCUUAUGAUUACUCUUUGUACCCCCAUCGCCUUGUCCUUGAUAACAACAUAGAAGCCUCUUCUAGAAGCCAACGCUGCUAUCAUUAUACAAUACCGCUACCACCAUUAUACAACAACGCUGCCACCAUUAUACAACAACACUGCCACCAUUAUACAACAACACUGCCACCAUUAUACAACAACACUGCCACCAUUAUACAACAACACUGCCAACAUUAUACAACAACACUGCCACCAUUAUACAACAACGCUGCCACCAUUAUACAACAACGCUGCCACCAUUAUACAACAACGCUGCCACCAUUAUACAACAACGCUGCCACCAUUAUACAACAACGCUGCCACCAUUAUACAACAACGCUGCCACCAUUAUACAACAACACUGCCAACAUUAUACAACAACACUGCCACCAUUAUACAACAACACUGCCACCAUUAUACAACAACGCUGCCACCAUUAUACAACAACACUGCCAACAUUAUACAACAACGCUGCCACCAUUAUACAACAACGCUGCCACCAUUAUACAACAACGCUGCCAACAUUAUACAACACUCGGAUAGAAGCCCUUUACAAAACUGUAAUUAAAAUAUUACAUAUAAAGAUUGAAACAAAAUUGACUUUCACCCAACUAAUAUGAAUUAAUCUGGGAUUGAACUAUUAGCUAUUCUGGCUUCACUUUACAUUCAAAAUAAAAACAAACUGAGUGAUUAUGUCGAAAUAUUAUUUCUGAACCUGAAUAACGAGAUAUUUAACAAGAAAAAAACAUCAGACCUGAAAAAGUUUCAGGUUACCCUGAACACAUUUAUUUACUAACUUCACAUACAAAUACUACACAAACUUAUGCAUCUUUCACUUGGCUUCAGUCACUCGUGUUCUUCUUCCCUAACCCAUUCUACAACCUCAAAUCCAUUUGCCGAGUCUCAAGGCUACCUGGCUUUCAAUACCACCACUUAUUUGACCUUCCUGUCACCAUUCUACGGUACAAACCCCUUGUUUUACUCACCUUAAGACGUUCUAUAGUCUCGAAGCUAGUCUUGGCUUUCACCACCCCAUCACUGGCUUGGCAUAUACCCCACAUGUAUGAGUAUUUCUCAACACAUAAUACACACAAAUGACCUGUCAGUGAAGAAGAUCUGUACUUUGUACCCUCAACACUGAAAGCUGACAUUUAUAAGACACCUGAGAGCUUGUGUCUUGUGUCUCAACAUUUGCCCAGAGUAAGAGGUACUGUGAUGACUUGAGAGUCUGGUCCCUCCCCCUAUCAGAUCCCACUUUAUGUCUCCAGAUGGUCUUCACCUAUUCAAUUUUGCUAUGUAUCGUCCCCGAUAUCUCUAUCUCCUCUUGUCUCUCUACUUCCUCCUCCUCCUUCUCCUCUCUGAACACCUCCAAAGUCGUUUUGAUCCUCUUCAUCAACGCCUUCUCGUCAUCCCUAAGCCCCCUUUUCCCCUCCUCCAAUGUCUUCUCCACAACCUCAUCUUCCACCACCUUCAACGCCUGCUUCUUCAAAGUCUAUUUCACCAAAGGUUCACCUCCAACGCUUUCUCCUACUCCUCCAACGCCUCCUCCUGCAGCAACAACAUCCACGCCAAUACACACGAGCAAUAAGCGGCUUCCAGCAACAUUUUUGUGUAUCCUCCCAAGUUCCUUGGCCUCCAUCCUCCUACCUUCUCCUGCGCCAUAAUAUCCCCGGCUCCUUAUGCUCUCCUGCACGCCGGAUUCAUCCCUAAAUGGAAGUAAUUAUGUCAAGGACUCCCGCUGAGUUUCUGCUCAUACGAGCUGCCUUAGUUUCGCUGUCACAAGAGCAAUAUUUAUUUCUCAAGCUUUUGCCUAAUUGGAGGAAGCGUUUUGACCUGAUAUUAUGCUUGAUUGCUUGAUACUACGAUACCUGGGGAUGCCCUUAGGCUCUGUAGCAUAAUGAUGCCAUGGUAAUCUGUACUCUGACAAUCAGACACUGACAGUCUAACAGUCAGACACUCUGACAAGAUAGACACUCAAAACUGUCAGACCUUGACAGUCAGACAGUCUGACAGAUCUCUCUCAGACUGUCAGACUGAGAAUCAGACAGUCUGACAGAGUUUGGCUUAUAAUAAAUAUAAUGCAUAGUC